This is a messenger RNA of Lichtheimia ornata, 1026 nucleotides long. RefSeq lists its product as uncharacterized. The transcript has 4 exons. The record is from RefSeq and is a predicted model, not a curated record. Bases 1 to 1026 code for a protein of 341 amino acids. NCBI's taxonomy places the organism in Eukaryota, Fungi, Mucoromycota, Mucoromycetes, Mucorales, Lichtheimiaceae.
AUGAGUUAUUCCAAUGAUCACUAUUAUCGGCCAACGCUCAACAACAGCCAGCACGUAGAUCCACCUCAUUCUCCAGCAUCUUUUGAAAAACCUAAUCAUCACGAUCAUAGUUCCCAACAACAAAUGGGUGGUGGAGGUGGCUAUUACGAGGAUUAUAGAACGCCUAGUUAUCACAACAAUGGUAGUGACCAUGGGCCAUCAUCAUCACCCUAUCAUUACAACAAUGAAAAGAACAGCUACAGCGGCUCACCCCACCCAUCAGCAGCUCUUGUACAAGGCGAUCACGGUUCAUAUUAUAGUCCACAACCAGCCUAUGGUCAUGAUUCAGCAUAUCCAAUGGCUGACGAUCCUGAAGGUGCAGCACAGGAGAAAGCAGCAUCAUCACCACAGCGUAAACGUACAUGUUCCAAUUACAUUUGCUGUCCAUGUUGUUGUUGCUUACCCAUGUGGACACGAUACAUUUGCUGUAUCUUGCUUUGUAUCAUUGUUGCACUGGCGAUCGCAGCGGGUGUCCUUGCAUCACAAUUUAAGCCUCCGAGCAUUGACAUGAAUGGUGUUGCACCGGAUCCUAAUGGCUUGCCAGCUUUUCAACGAGCAGCUGACUUGUCAUUUACCAUCAACCUUGGAUUAAAAUUUGGUGUGAAUAACCCCAAUGUUGAAUCUUUGACCCUGGCUUCUGUCAGCACCAAGGCGUAUUACCCCACAGCACCCGAUCGCGUAGCAGCAACCGGUUAUUUGGAGGAUAUCCAUAUUCAAAACUAUGGGUUGACCAAUUUUACGUAUCCCAUCCACAUGUACUAUAAUCAAGCAUCGGAUACCAAUCUGGCCAUGCUACGCGAUAUUUCUACAAAAUGUAGCUCUGGUCAACAAUUGCAAGUGAAUGCUGAUAUUUCAGUAGUGGUCAGCAUCAUUGGUAUCCAUAUUCCUAUCCCAACCAUUCAUCAUCCCAUUUCAUUUGAUUGCCCAAUCCCGAGAGAUCAGCUGGCAACUCUCGCACCAUCACUCGGCAAGAUGCUACCAUCAUAA